ACGGGAAUCGUUGCAUGAGUAAACACACCGUGCAGCAUUGCUUUGUUUAUUAAGCAUGGUUAAUGUAAAAGCAGGAGAGCUGGCGUCUUUGUGAGUUCGGGGAAACGAGAGAAUAUAGAAAAUAAAUUGUAGGAUUUGUAAACAGGUAUGCAUGUGUCCAACAUGCCCGGCGUGUGUGUGUGCGCGCGCGUGUGUGUACCUACAAGGUAUGUAAUGUAACCAUGACAAUACACAUCAUACUCAACAGCCACGUUUUUCCCUCACGCACAUUUCCUCUUUUCUCGCAGCCCUCAAUUAGCCAUGCCUGGAAAGCCUCCAGCAGCCGCUCCAGGCUGGGAGUGGAGGGCGCAGUAAGAGGGGGACUUCUCCUGUAACCAGACCAACUCGCACCAUGUUGCAAACCCUCCACCAGACCGCCGGUGUCGGUUGUGGUAUGUCGGAGACCCUGGCCUGCCUGCGCUGGUCCGUUCUCCUUGGCCUCUCCGUGGCCCUGCUGUGGAUCCCCGGGGCGGCGGGCUCGGCUCUGAACUGCCACAAGACCUGCAUCUGCGCCUCCAACAUCGUGAGCUGCUCCAAGAUGAACCUGACGGCCGUGCCCACCGAGCUGCCGCCCUACACGGUGGUGCUGGACCUCAGCUACAACGAAAUCACCCGGCUCCGCGCCGAAUGGACCCACGACAAACUGGACAAGCUUCACAACCUCCUGCUCAGCCACAACGGCCUCCACUUCCUGUCCUCGGAGGCCUUCCUGAACGCGAAGCAGCUGCGCUACCUGGACCUGUCGUCCAACAAGCUGCGGCUGCUGGACGAGUACAUCUUCGAGCCGCUUGCCCAUCUGGAGGUCCUGCUGCUCUACAACAACCACAUCUCCCAGAUCGACCGGCUGGCCUUCACCGGGGUCAACAGCCUGCAGAAGCUCUACCUGAGCCAGAACCUAGUGUCCCGCUUCCCCCUGGAGCUGGUGGCCGACAAGUCUCGCCUGGAGAAGCUGAUCCUGCUGGACGUGUCGUCCAAUCGCAUCAAGGCCCUGCCCGUCGCGGAGCUCCAGGCGCUGCCGGCGUGGAUUAAAAACGGCCUCUACUUCCACAACAACCCUCUGGUGUGCGGGUGCGACCUGUACAGCCUCCUGGCCCACUGGUACAUCCGGAAGCUCAACUCGGCGCGGGACUUCAGGGACGACUACCAAUGCUACUUGCCGGCGCCGGCACCGGCGAAAACCCUAGUGGGCGUUUUCGAACUGAGCAGCGACUACAUGAACUGCAGCACCUUCAAGCAGACGGACGAAGAGGCGUUCCUGGAGCAGACGCUGACCCUGAGCUGCGACACCAAGCACAAGGACAUGUCCAAGACCUGGCUCAUGCCCGGGAACGUGGUGGUCUCGGCGGGCAUCAACCAGACGGCCCGGGUCCUGCCGGACGGACGGCUCCAGAUCAGUCCGGUGAGGUCGGAGGACUCGGGGAACUACACGUGUCUCGCCGUGAGCGAGGCCCACAACGAGACGCUGUACGUGGUGCUGAAGGUGCACAACUUCACCAUGAACGCCGGCGGGGACUCCCUGAACACGGCCUACACCACGCUGGUGGGCUGCCUGGCCAGCGCCGUGCUGGUGCUCAUCUACCUGUACCUGACGCCCUGCCGCUGCUUCUGCUGCCCCGACCGGGGCAAGAAGGGCGGCGACGACAGCAUCCACUCGUCCAUGAUCAGCGUCACUCCCACGCACGACGACCCCGCGCUGAAGGCGGAGCUGGACAGACACGUGGCCUUCAUAGACUCCAAGGACCUCCGGGGGCAGAAUGGCAAGCUCAACCCCAACGGGGACGAGGAGGAGCCGGACGAGGAGGCCGGCAUGCUGGGGAAGGGACGGAGGAGGAGGUCUGUCGCCGAGUCGAUAAGCUCCGUCUUCUCGGACACCCCCAUGGUGGUCUAGGAGAGGAGAUGGACACCGCAGCGGGUGGGGUGUCUGUAUCUGCUGUGUUUGCGAAGCGGAGAUGUA
Gadus chalcogrammus (walleye pollock) is the source of this 1993-nucleotide messenger RNA. RefSeq names its product adhesion molecule with Ig-like domain 1 (gene amigo1). Bases 392 to 1927 code for a protein of 511 amino acids. Lineage: Eukaryota; Metazoa; Chordata; Actinopteri; Gadiformes; Gadidae. The record is from RefSeq and is a predicted model, not a curated record. The transcript is spliced from 2 exons. Gene Ontology annotation, molecular function: protein binding. Gene Ontology annotation, biological process: brain development.